This is a messenger RNA of Annulohypoxylon maeteangense, 2275 nucleotides long. RefSeq names its product glycoside hydrolase family 18 protein. Gene Ontology annotation, molecular function: chitin binding; chitinase activity. Gene Ontology annotation, biological process: chitin catabolic process; carbohydrate metabolic process. NCBI's taxonomy places the organism in Eukaryota, Fungi, Ascomycota, Sordariomycetes, Xylariales, Hypoxylaceae. The transcript has 3 exons. The coding region runs from base 246 to 2054 and encodes 602 amino acids. Gene Ontology annotation, cellular component: extracellular region. The record is from RefSeq and is a predicted model, not a curated record.
AAGACUGCUGGUAGUGACGCGUUCCAUGAGCCAAGAUGGCACCUGGGUACCUUCUUAUAACUCAGCGGAGGGACUCAUGUCGAGUCUGGGCUCCUGCGAAAACCGAGACUGGUGAAAAGUGGCGGUUUACGUUACUACCCAAGCUUUUCGUACAAAAGCUGAAUCGACUUGGUUUCCGUGGUUUAGCCUAGCAAGAUAGUUCUCGAGAAACCAUCCACUCGUUUCCAUCAGCGCUUUCAGUCGCUAUGCGGAAAGGUUCUUUGUGGUGGUUCACCCAAUGCCUCCUCUUGGGUGGUGUAGCUGGGGUAGAAAAGCGCGAUGAUUGCAAUCCCGUUUACUUAACGACGACGAUCUUUGCUACAAGGACUAUAUAUACGGCAGCUGCCCCUAAUGAGACAGUGCCAACUUGUCCAGGGGCUCCAUGGGGUAAUACGACUACUGCACCAAUUUCUCGCACAACAACUACGGGGCUGAAUACCACGACUCUAAGUACUAGUAUUGGAAGCACGACUACAGCUCCGUUUGGAAAUACCACUACAAGUGUUACGAGCUCUACUAGUAUCCCGUUUGGCAACACUACUACUAGUGCUACCAGUGUUCCUAGCACUUCCCGUGGAAAUACUACAACGAGCUCUACAAGCGCCACUAGUGCUCCAUUUGGAAAUACUACUACGAGUGUCACAAGCGUCUCCAGCACUACAAGCGUUACCAGCCCCCCGUUUGGCAAUACUACUGCUAGUACCACUGUUCUCCCGACGACAACUUCAACUGUACCCUCAAAUAUAACUUCGACUACAGCCAUAUCAAGCACGGCUUCAUCGACCACAUCACAGCCAGCAGAACCUACCGAGCCUAUACCUCCACCAAAACCACCAGGCCACUUUAGAGGAUUCAAGAAUGCCGUCUACUUUACGAACUGGGGUGUCAACUCGGGUUUUCACCCUCAGGAACUACCAGUUUCCGAACUCACACACAUCCUCUAUGCUUUUGCUGAUGUCGACCUUGACGGAACUGUGAAGUCUUCAGAUCCAGUUGUCGACCUUCAGAAGCGCUAUCCUGACGACUCGAAGUCUAACCGUACUCAAAAUGUCUAUGGUGCCGUUAAGCAGCUUUUCAUUCACAAGAAGUCCAACCGAAAUCUUAAGACUCUCCUCUCAAUAGGAGGUUGGAACUACUCGCCAAAAUUCGCAGCCGCAUCUGCGACUGAUGCUGCAAGGCACACAUUUGCAACAUCUGCUGUGAAGCUGGUUACAGACUGGGGCUUUGAUGGUAUUGACGUAGACUGGGAGUAUCCUACGAAUGAUAUCGAGAAGGAAAAUUACGUCAAGUUGCUUGAGGCCUGCAGACACGCAUUUGACCGAUAUACCCUUCUCCAUGGAUUGAGGCAUCGAUUUACUAUCAGUGUAGCGAGCCCAGCCAGCCCCUUAAACUAUGAGAAAUUCGAUUUGACCGCUAUGAAUAAAUAUGUGGACAUUUGGAACCUAAUGGCUUAUGACUAUUCCGGAAGCUGGGAUACCGUCAGCGGACACCAAGCAAAUGUAUUCGAGUAUAAAAAGGAUCCUACGGCGAAGAAGCUGAGCACAGAUGAUGCUAUAGACCACUAUAUUUCCCGAGGCAUUCAUCCGCGGAAGAUUCUUAUGGGAAUGCCCUUAUACGGUCGGUCUUUUGAAGGCACAUCUGGUCUCGGGCAAAAUUACUCUAGCGUUGGAGAGGGAGGCCCACAACCCGGAGUUUGGUUCUACAAAGACUUGCCAAAAUCAGGGGCCAAGGUCAUAUAUGAUCGUGUCGCGAAAGCAACAUAUAGCUACGACCCCGUUGCCAAGGAACUCGUCUCAUAUGACGAUAUUCGAAGUAUCGACUUCAAGUCGGAGUAUAUCCAGUGGCGCGAUCUCGGCGGUGCGUUCUUCUGGGAGGCCAGUGGCGACAGAGGGGGUUCUCGAAGCUUGAUUAACACGAUGUCGAAGAACGUGGACUGGCUUGACGAGACACCCAAUAAUCUUCACUAUCCGACUAGCCAAUACCGUAACAUACGAUGGGGGAUGCCAGAUGAAUAGAUUGUGACUAGGGCUAAAUAAAAUGGCCAAAUCCGUUGCUUAUGCUCAUAUUUCUUUUCUUAUAUAUGGGUUUUGGAAACUUGGUCUGGCUUGGUUGGGGUUUUAUUGCUGUGCGUAUUUUUCCGAAACUUACGAUACUUUUCUAGAUGAUAUCCUAUAUAAACUUUAGGUAAUAAACAUGAUUCAAAUGGUUAUAUUAGCUUAUUGCUCUAGAAUAGCGU